Seriola dumerili (greater amberjack) is the source of this 2991-nucleotide messenger RNA. RefSeq names its product methylcrotonoyl-CoA carboxylase 1 (gene mccc1). The coding region runs from base 208 to 2358 and encodes 716 amino acids. The transcript has 19 exons. Lineage: Eukaryota; Metazoa; Chordata; Actinopteri; Carangiformes; Carangidae. Gene Ontology annotation, molecular function: ATP binding; methylcrotonoyl-CoA carboxylase activity; metal ion binding. Gene Ontology annotation, cellular component: mitochondrion. The record is from RefSeq and is a predicted model, not a curated record.
AGGCGUGUAGCAGUGUUUAUUCGUGCGUGUGUAACAUUUGAAAGCCCCAAUUAAGAUCUCCGACUUAAGCUGAUUGGUUAGCUGUAGUUAAAAUAGAGCCAAACCGACGAGUAGCGUGUUUAGUAAAUUAGCACUUCGCCUUUUCCACGUUCAGCUGGUCAGUCAAUUAGUUAGCUAAGCUAGCAGCUAGCCCAGCAGCUGGUAGCUAUGGCUGCAGUUAUCCUGAGUUUCCCCACUCUGCAGGGUCUGAGAAUAUUUACACAAAAAUUAUCAUGGACCAAAAGAGGCGUGAGGUUCGUUUCAGGAGGGGUGGGAAGGAUAGAGAAAGUGUUGAUUGCCAAUCGAGGAGAGAUUGCAUGUCGCGUGAUGCGUACAGCCAAGAAGAUGGGCAUCCGCUCUGUGGCGGUGUACAGUGAUGCAGACAGACACUCCAUGCAUGUGGCCAUGGCAGAUGAAGCCUACCACAUCGGCCCUCCGCCCUCCCAGCAGAGUUACCUCUCUAUGGAGAAGGUUUUGGAAGUGGCCAAGAAGUCUGGAUCACAUGCGGUCCACCCUGGCUAUGGCUUUCUAUCUGAAAACACAGAGUUUGCAGAGGCGUGUAAACAAGAAGGCAUCAUCUUCAUUGGGCCACCUUCCUCUGCCAUUCGAGAUAUGGGCAUUAAGAGCACAUCCAAACACAUCAUGUCAGCUGCUGGGGUGCCAAUUAUUGGUGGUUACCAUGGAGAGGACCAAUCAAAUGAAAGGCUGCAAGCAGAGGCUGCUCGGAUUGGAUACCCUGUGAUGAUUAAAGCAGUCCGUGGAGGAGGAGGAAAGGGGAUGCGUAUUGCACGCUCAGACUCAGACUUCUUAGAGCAGUUGGAGUCGGCGAGACGAGAAGCCAGAAAAUCCUUCAACGAUGAUGUCAUGCUGGUUGAGAAGUUCGUAGAGGACCCCAGACACGUGGAGGUUCAGGUGUUCGGAGACAUGCACGGUAAUGCUGUCUAUCUGUUUGAGAGAGACUGCAGUGUCCAAAGGAGACAUCAGAAGAUCAUAGAGGAAGCACCAGGGCCUGGUAUUAGUCCUGAGGUUCGCAGGAAACUUGGAGAAGCAGCAGUUAAAGCAGCCAAGGCUGUCAACUAUGUAGGGGCAGGUACGGUUGAGUUUAUAAUGGAUGCCCAUCAUAACUUCUACUUUAUGGAGAUGAACACCAGGCUGCAGGUGGAACAUCCCGUCUCGGAGAUGAUCACUGCAACCGACCUGGUGGAGUGGCAGCUCAGGGUGGCAGCAGGGGAGCGCCUGCCUCUCCUCCAGGAUGACAUCAUCUUAGGGGGGCACUCAUUCGAGGCUCGUAUCUACGCCGAGGACCCAAACAACGACUUUCUUCCAGGGGCGGGGCCUCUGCUGCAUCUCUCCACCCCUCCACCAGACCAACACACACGCAUAGAGACUGGAGUCAGGGAAGGGGAUGAGGUGUCGGCACAUUAUGAUCCAAUGAUUGCCAAGCUUGUGGUGUGGGGAGAGGACCGAUCAGCUGCCUUAAAGAAACUGCGAUACUGCUUACGACAAUAUAAUAUCGUGGGACUGAACACUAACAUAGACUUUUUGCUGAGUCUUUCCGGCCACCCAGAAUUCGAGGCUGGAAAUGUGACCACAAGCUUCAUCCCCCAGCACUACGCUGACCUCUUCCCUACUCCGAGAGCUCCCUCUGGGGCUACGAUCUGCCAGGCGGCCCUGGGUCUGGUGCUGCAGGAGAAGAAAGACACACAGGAGUUCACACAAGCCUCUACCGACCCCUUCUCCCCAUUUGGCUCUAGCAGUGGCUGGAGGAACAACAUUCAGUUUAACAGAAAUAUGACACUACAGCUGGGAGACAAAAAAGUCGAUGUGGUCAUCAAGUACAACAAAGAUGGAAGCUACAGCAUGCAGGUUGGCGAGGAGGUGUACCAUGUGACUGGAGAGGUAGAGGUUGAGGGUGGUGCUUUGUUCCUGCACUGUUCUGUCAACGGAGUGAAGUCCCGCCCCAAACUGGUGAUCCUGGACAACACGGUCCACCUGUUUUCCACGGAGGGAAGCUCCCAGGUGUCUGUUCCAGUGCCCAAGUAUCUGGCUGGUGUGAGCGGCUCCGGGGCCCAGGGUGGAGCUGUGGCCCCCAUGACUGGAACUAUAGAGAAGGUGCUGGUGAAGGCCGGCGAUAAAGUGACUGCAGGAGACCCGCUGAUGGUCAUGAUCGCCAUGAAGAUGGAGCACACGAUCCGUGCGCCCAAGUCAGGUGUGAUCAAGAAGGUUUUCUUCAGCGAGGGCUCGCAGGCCAAUCGGCACGCUCCUCUGGUAGAGCUGCAGGAGGAGGGGGAGGAUAACGGGGACGGCGGCAGCCAGUAAAUGCAUCCGAACACACAUAUUAGCAACCGCAAAUACACAGGGACAGGUAGGAGAGAGGCGGAUCUAGUUACUGUGACAACCGGAGCAUCCAGCAUUAGAUAAAUGUUUCUUAAAGUGCAAGUCAGGACCUGAAUCAUCUGUUUGGGAGCGAGCCUGGUUCAGUCUGGAAUAGAUGAUACGAAUACUAAAAACAAAAACAGCUAGUGACAUUAAAUGUUCCCUGGUUGAACUUGAGUCAGUGGGUAAACACCACAAAGAUCUGUACUGUACAGUUGCCUUUCACACAACAGAGUGUUGCCUUCAUGUUGACUGUAUUGUCUGUUUCUGCUUUUCUUUCUUGUGUUUAUAUUUUUUUCUGUUAUAAGUGGCUUAGGCUUCUCUUCCUCUUCUUCUUUUUUUUUUCUCCAAGUCUCUCCACUAAUGUGUUGGUUUCUGUCAGUGGUGUCGUGUUUCUUGAGUAUUUUGGGGGAGUCCUGUCCUUUUGUUCACUUCAGCUAAAUGCACUUGGAUGACGUAGAUUGCUGAGUCUCCUUUCUAUGCACACUGUGUGCACUUCUUUACAUGGACACAGAGACAAAAUGUUCAAAAAUGUUGAAGCAGAUUAGAGGCAGAAGAUAUCAAGUAAGUGAGAAA